AUGAUUGACGAUCAGGACCUGGGCUUUUUUGCGAAUUUCCUUGGAAUCUUCAUUUUCAUUCUGGUUAUAGCAUAUCAUUAUGUGAUGGCUGACCCAAAAUAUGAAGGCAAUUGAAAAUUUUUUUUACUUUUUUUUAAGUGUCUGCAAUGGACAUUUUGAUGAUAGUUUUGUAGACUGAGUUGUUUCAGAAAAGGAGACAAAUCAAUGUUGUUAAAAACCUUCAACAAAUUAUUCUUAUAAAUGCCAUCUUAUUGCUUA
Messenger RNA from Theobroma umbraticum, 258 nucleotides. Its product is annotated as dolichyl-diphosphooligosaccharide--protein glycosyltransferase subunit 4A. Lineage: Eukaryota; Viridiplantae; Streptophyta; Magnoliopsida; Malvales; Malvaceae. The record is from RefSeq and is a predicted model, not a curated record.